CUUUAUAUAACUCAUGAUUCCCUUCUCUGUCUCUCAAUCUCUCAGUCACCAAAAUCCUGGAACACUAACCCUUUUCAUAUUAUUAUCACAAUGGCUGAUGAUGCUAAAGACAAAGUUGACCGAGACCGAAUUUUCAAGCGCUUCGACGCCAAUGGCGACGGUAGGAUCUCUGCGUCGGAGCUCGGUGAAUCCUUGAAGACGCUUGGCUCCGUUACCCCUGACGAAGUGCAGCGGAUGAUGGCCGAGAUCGACACCGAUGGCGAUGGGUACAUUUCAUACGAAGAGUUCACAGAUUUCGCCUGUGCCAACCGUGGUUUAAUCAGAGAUGUUGCAAAGAUAUUCUAAAGUGUUUGUAUACCGUUUAUUGUUCUUGUUGUUGUUUUCUUUGUUCUGUUUUUUUGUUUUACAUUUUAAAUGUAGCUUGUCGUGAUUGAUUUGAUGUCUGCAUGAAAAAACAAAUCAA
Cucurbita pepo subsp. pepo (vegetable marrow) is the source of this 463-nucleotide messenger RNA. Its product is annotated as polcalcin Ole e 3-like. The record is from RefSeq and is a predicted model, not a curated record. Gene Ontology annotation, molecular function: calcium ion binding. Lineage: Eukaryota; Viridiplantae; Streptophyta; Magnoliopsida; Cucurbitales; Cucurbitaceae.